Molecule: messenger RNA, 3789 nt
Organism: Colletotrichum spaethianum
Lineage: Eukaryota; Fungi; Ascomycota; Sordariomycetes; Glomerellales; Glomerellaceae
Product: putative phospholipid-transporting ATPase NEO1
Exons: 4
Coding region: 1-3789 (1262 amino acids)
Biological process (GO): intracellular protein transport; phospholipid translocation; endocytic recycling
Cellular component (GO): plasma membrane
Molecular function (GO): magnesium ion binding; ATP binding; ATPase-coupled intramembrane lipid carrier activity
Source: RefSeq, a predicted model, not a curated record
AUGGCUGGACGUCCAACGGGAGGAUCUCCAGGAGGUCCUUCCAAUAAUGACCUACUGCUGGAUCUGGAAAACGACCACCCCGUCUACAAUGGAGGGCAGCGAUCUGCCGUAACCGACGACGACCUAUUGCGCUACGACCAAAACCAGCCCCAAGGCCGUCCUUCUGUCUCCUAUGAUGACUUCGUUGGCGGCGGAGGAGGAGGCAACCAAUCCCAACAGCCUUCGGCGUUGAGGCCGUUACCCGGGGGUCCUACGUCGCCUGGCACCGGCGGCGGCGCAUCCUCUGGCCCAUACAUGCAGAGGCACUACAGCCAAACGUCGGAACUGAACAACUACCAACGAUACGCCGACGAUUUCGACGACUACUCGGCCGAAGGCGAAUCAUAUUACCAGCAGGGAGGUGCCGCGGCGAGUACGAACAAUGUGGGAGACCCGUCUGCCAGGGCCAACGCCCGAAACCGUAAUAGCGUUCUCAGCUUGGGCGGAGGCUUGUUUGGCCGCAUGAAGAACAAGUUGGGUAUGGGCCAAGGGUACUCGGAGAUGGACUUGCCCUUGACCGAGGCAGGAGGCAACGGACGGGCAGACUCUGGCACCAACGCGCACGCAAGACAGGGCAAGAAGAUGGAUAUGGGCAACUUCAAGUUUGGUUUUGGUCGAAGCAAGCCGGACCCCUCGACUCUGGGCCCGAGAAUGAUCCAUCUUAACAACCCACCUGCGAACGCUGCGAACAAGUACGUCGACAACCAUAUCUCGACGGCCAAGUACAACGUUGCGACCUUCCUCCCGAAAUUCCUCUUCGAACAGUUUUCAAAGUUCGCCAACAUCUUCUUCUUAUUCACGGCGGCGCUCCAACAAAUCCCCAAUCUUUCGCCUACCAACAGAUAUACCACAAUUAUUCCGCUCUUCAUUGUGAUGAUGGUCUCCGCAGGAAAGGAGCUGGUGGAGGAUUACCGCAGAAAGCAGGCCGACCACCAGCUGAACACAUCCAAGGCCCGCGUCUUGCGCGGCACCGCGUUCCAGGAGACGAAAUGGAUCAACGUCUCGGUCGGAGACAUCAUCCGUGUCGAAUCGGAGGAGCCUUUCCCUGCUGAUCUGGUCCUGCUCGCGAGUUCCGAGCCCGAAGGCCUAUGUUAUAUCGAAACAGCUAACCUCGACGGAGAGACCAACUUGAAGAUCAAGCAGGCUUUGCCCGAGACUUGCACAAUGGUCAGCUCCAGCGACCUCAGCAGGCUUGGCGGCAGAAUCAAGUCAGAACAGCCCAACAGCAGUCUGUACACGUACGAGGCCACCUUGACGAUGCAGGCAGGUGGAGGCGAGAAGGAAUUGGCCCUGAACCCCGAGCAGCUCCUGCUCCGUGGUGCUACUCUGCGCAAUACUCCCUGGAUCCACGGUGCGGUCGUCUUCACUGGACAUGAGACAAAGCUUAUGCGAAACGCCACCGCUGCGCCAAUCAAGCGCACAAAAGUCGAAAAGAAGCUGAACAUCCUGGUUCUGGUUCUCGUCGGCAUCCUCCUUGUCCUGAGCGUCAUCUGUACGGUGGGUGAUCUUGUUCAGCGCAAGGUUGAGGGUGACGCCAUUUCGUACCUGAUGCUCGACGCAACCGGUUCUGCCAACGACAUCAUCCGGACGUUCUUCAAGGAUAUGGUCACGUACUGGGUUCUCUUCUCGUCCCUUGUGCCCAUCUCGCUCUUUGUCACCCUGGAAAUGGUGAAGUACUGGCACGGCAUUCUCAUCAACGACGACCUCGACAUCUACUACGACCGGACGGAUACCCCCGCCAACUGCAGAACGUCUAGUUUGGUGGAGGAGCUCGGUAUGGUUGAAUAUGUCUUUUCCGAUAAGACUGGUACUUUGACCUGCAAUAUGAUGGAGUUUAAGCAGGCCUCGAUUGGCGGAAUUCAGUAUGCCGAAGACGUGCCCGAAGACCUCAGAGCGACCAUCCAGGACGGCGUUGAAGUUGGAAUCCACGAUUACAAGCGACUGGCGGAGAACCUCAAGAGCCAUGAGACGGCCCCUGUGAUCGACCACUUUCUGGCUCUGUUGGCUACCUGCCACACUGUCAUUCCCGAGAGAAGUGAUGAAAAGGGCGGCAAGAUCAAAUACCAAGCUGCCUCGCCCGACGAGGGUGCUCUUGUUGAGGGUGCCGCUCAACUCGGAUACGUCUUUACCGAUCGCAAGCCAAGGUCUGUAUUCAUCGAGGCAGGAGGACGCGAGCUCGAGUAUGAGCUCCUAGCCGUUUGCGAAUUCAACUCCACCAGGAAGCGUAUGUCGACCAUCUACCGGUGCCCUGAUGGAAAGGUCCGCGUCUACUGUAAGGGUGCCGAUACCGUCAUUCUCGAGCGCCUGAACGACCAGAACCCGCACGUCGAAGCCACUCUGCGCCAUCUAGAAGAAUAUGCCUCUGAGGGUCUCCGAACGCUCUGCCUCGCGAUGCGCGAAGUCCCCGAGCAAGAGUUCCAGGAAUGGUUCCAGAUAUUCGAAAAGGCCGGCACCACCGUUGGCGGCGACGGCACGAUUGAAACGGAAACCCUGGCUCUCAUCAUCGAUGGCAAGUCUCUAACCUACGCCUUGGAGAAGGACCUCGAAAAGCAGUUCCUCGACCUGGCCAUCAUGUGUAAGGCCGUCAUCUGCUGCCGUGUUUCUCCCCUGCAGAAGGCUCUUGUUGUCAAGCUGGUCAAGAAGUAUCAGAAGGAAUCCAUCCUGCUCGCUAUUGGCGACGGCGCGAACGAUGUCUCCAUGAUCCAGGCCGCCCACAUUGGUGUGGGUAUCAGCGGUAUGGAAGGCCUCCAGGCCGCCCGAAGUGCCGAUGUAUCCAUUGGCCAGUUCCGGUACCUGAGGAAGCUGUUGUUGGUGCACGGCGCCUGGAGCUACCAACGCGUCGCCAAGACCAUCCUCUUCUCCUUUUACAAGAACAUUACCUUGUACAUGACGCAGUUUUGGUACACCUUCCAAAACGUCUUCUCUGGUGCGGUCAUUUACGAGUCCUGGACGCUCUCCUUCUACAACGUCUUCUACACCGUCUUGCCUCCGCUCGCCCUGGGUAUCCUAGACCAGUUCAUCUCGGCAAGACUCCUCGACCGCUACCCGCAGUUGUACACCAUGGGCCAGCAGAAUCAGUUCUUCAAGAUCAAGAUCUUCGCCGAAUGGGUCGCCAACGCUGUCUACCAUUCCAUCAUCCUCUACGUCUUUGGCGAGCUCAUUUGGUACGGCGACCUGAUCCAGGGCGACGGACAAAUCGCUGGCCACUGGGUUUGGGGCACAGCGCUUUACGCUGCUGUUCUCCUUACUGUCCUUGGCAAGGCGGCCCUGAUAACGAAUAACUGGACCAAGUACCAUGUCAUCGCCAUCCCCGGCAGUAUGAUCGUCUGGUGGGGCUUCAUCGCUCUUUAUGGCACCGUCGCGCCCAUGAUUCCCUUCUCGGCCGAGUACCACGGCGUCAUUCCCAAGCUGUACAGCAGCCCCGUCUUCUGGUUGCAGACCUUCUCGCUAGCGAUUAUGUGUCUCCUGCGAGACUUUGCAUGGAAGUUCGCCAAGCGCAUGUACAUGCCGCAGACGUACCACCACAUCCAGGAGAUCCAGAAGUACAACAUUCAAGAUUACAGACCAAGAAUGGAGCAAUUCCAAAAGGCGAUUCGCAAGGUGCGCCAAGUCCAGCGCAUGCGCAAGCAGCGCGGCUACGCAUUCUCCCAGGCAGACGAGAGUCAGACGAGGGUGCUUCAGGCAUACGACACUACCCAACACCGCGGACGGUAUGGCGAAAUGGCCAGCUCGAGACCUAACGGAAGGUAG